AUGUCUGCAAACAUUAUGCCUAUCGCCGAGAGAAAUUCUAUACAGAUUGUGGAUUUUGGAGCUGGUCAGCUUGUACAAGAUACAGGUGUUGUUAGAUUUGAAACUCAGUUUAUAGUUCUUUCCCCUUCAAUCACACAGAAAGUUAAUUUUGUCAGCACUAGUAAUGUCAUGGACGAGGCUACAUCAUUAUCAGUUUCAUGGAAUGAUGGUGACAAGUUAGAUAUCACUGUACGAGCUUUUGAUAUUUUCGAUGUGUACAUCGAUGAUAUGGUAACAGUAUACAAGGACAUCAGUCCUCCUGAAAUCGAAAACCUUUGGUUGUCCAAUGGAGACCGAGUAAAUGUUUCCGUCCAUAGUUUUGAAGAUUUUUCAAAAAUGACGAUCGAAUGGAAUGCAUUUGACUACCACAGUGGAAUAGACAAUCUAGAGUGGAGAUUAUAUGACAAUUACACUAAAACUGAUAUUGUCCAUGGUCACGCAAACCUACAUUCACAGGGAAAUUCAGAAAAUAUAACAGACUGCCAAAACAAAUAUGGCGAUGCACCAAGAGGACCAGCAUGUUACUGCACAUCGUUUCAUGGAUGCUUUCAUAAACAUUUCUACGUCAAACCUAAGAUAAAUAAAGACUCUGGUCUGAUUACUGGGAAAGACAAAGGUGUUCAUGAUUCAGAUUAUUACAUUGAAGUUACUGUUGUUAACAAGGCCUUGCUUAAAACUACAGUUGUGAAGAAGAUAACAAUAGAUGUCUCCCCACCACACGAAGGGUAUGUACAUGACGGCAUCAGAGGAGAUCCUGAAAUUGAUUUCCAACAAGAUCUACAUAUAGAUGCUCAUUGGGACGGUUUUUUUGACAGGGAAAGUGGUGUAGAAUUUUAUCAAUAUAUCUUUAGUGAUCACUGCUUUGACAACAACGAAUUCAAAGCUUAUAACGAGACAAAAGAAACCUACAAUACGUUUGCAUCAUUUGAGGCUUCUACAGAGGGAUCAUAUUUUGUUUCUGUGGUUGCUGUGAACAGAGCGAAAGAAAAUUCGAAUGUUGUCUGCUCUGAUGGAGUUACUAUAAUGACAACUAUGCCAUAUAUAACAGAUUUUGUAAUGUCAGGUGCUAAAACAAGACCAAGAUUAAUAAGAGACAAUAAUGGAACUGUUUGGUUUUUGGAUAAUAUUCUACAGAGACACUUUGUUGAGAACAUUACCUCCAGCUGCAUGUAA
Mytilus californianus (California mussel) is the source of this 1212-nucleotide messenger RNA. RefSeq lists its product as uncharacterized. The transcript is spliced from 6 exons. NCBI's taxonomy places the organism in Eukaryota, Metazoa, Mollusca, Bivalvia, Mytilida, Mytilidae. The coding region runs from base 1 to 1212 and encodes 403 amino acids. The record is from RefSeq and is a predicted model, not a curated record.